This is a messenger RNA of Poeciliopsis prolifica (blackstripe livebearer), 579 nucleotides long. Its product is annotated as ladderlectin-like. Bases 1 to 579 code for a protein of 192 amino acids. Gene Ontology annotation, molecular function: signaling receptor activity. The record is from RefSeq and is a predicted model, not a curated record. The transcript is spliced from 8 exons. NCBI's taxonomy places the organism in Eukaryota, Metazoa, Chordata, Actinopteri, Cyprinodontiformes, Poeciliidae.
AUGCGUCUCCUGCUGCUUCUUUGUGCCUUGUUGCCUUUGAGUCAACCUGCUGUGCUUCCAGUUGCUGUGGAUGGGGCUGAGAGCCAUGAGGCUCUUCCAGAAGACACCAGAGAAAAUCCUGAGACUGAGGACAUUUUUGCAGAAGAUCAUUUGACUCUUCAUGAAGAGGAACCUGGAAACUGGACAGAUGCAGAAGAACCAACCUUUGAACCUGUGGAUGAGGAAGCUUACCUGAAGGCUCUGAAUGGAACAGUCCAACGUUCAGGAUCCUGUUCUUCUGGCUGGACCCGGGUCAAAGGUCGCUGCUACCACGUCUUUCCAUUCGCUGCCACUUGGCACAGAGCUCAGUCGAACUGCAGGUCCAUACUUGCACACCUUGCAUCAGUCCAUGACUACGAGGUGAAUAAUCAGCUUGUGAGGAUGAUAAUAGCUGCAGGCCGGGGGCGAUCUGCAGUCUGGAUUGGAGGCAAUGACAUACAAUGGGAUGGCCGCUGGCGGGUGGACGGAAGCCUUUUCGCUAUAGAAACUGGUGUCGAUUCGAACCCAACAACUUCUUUGAUCAGGACUGUUUGCAGAUGA